Magnolia sinica is the source of this 570-nucleotide messenger RNA. RefSeq names its product LOB domain-containing protein 24-like. NCBI's taxonomy places the organism in Eukaryota, Viridiplantae, Streptophyta, Magnoliopsida, Magnoliales, Magnoliaceae. The record is from RefSeq and is a predicted model, not a curated record. The transcript has 2 exons. The coding region runs from base 1 to 570 and encodes 189 amino acids.
AUGUCUGCAUACAACCGCUGUGCAGCUUGCAAAUCCCUUAGAAGGAGAUGUCCGGAAGAUUGCAUUUUCGCCCCGUAUUUUCCUUCCACGCACCCUGAAAGAUUUGCAAGCGUCCACAUGAUCUAUGGUGCUAGCAAUGUUAGUAAAAUGUUACAGUUUCUAUCUUUCGAGCAGCAAGUCCCAGUUCAUCUCCGUCAACAAGCAGCUGAUUCCAUGUCCCUUGAGGCACAUCUACGCGUGCAAGACCCCAUUUACGGAUGCGUGGGAAUCAUAUCCCAGCUACAACACGAGAUAAACAUGAUUCAGUAUGAGCUCUCAAGGAGCCAAGCUCAAAUGGCACUCUACGACAUACAUUGGGUUGAACAGGCUCCAGUUCAAUUGCAAUCUGGCCCACAACAUGACGUGUAUGCUAACCGAUUCAACCUCACGAUGGCCCACCAAGCUCAAGUUGCCUUCUAUGAGCAAGCUCAACCGCCGGCCGAGAUGGACUGGAACCAAUUGCACCAUGGUGAAGCUUCAUCUUUCAAUGCCAACCAACAAGAUCCCAUGCUUAAGUUCGAUCAGCUGUAA